Messenger RNA from Vigna unguiculata (cowpea), 3465 nucleotides. RefSeq names its product disease resistance protein Roq1-like. Gene Ontology annotation, molecular function: ADP binding. The record is from RefSeq and is a predicted model, not a curated record. Gene Ontology annotation, biological process: defense response; signal transduction. NCBI's taxonomy places the organism in Eukaryota, Viridiplantae, Streptophyta, Magnoliopsida, Fabales, Fabaceae.
UUUGACUCUGACUGAUACCUUCAGAGAACUAUCCUAUACGCACAUUAAUCUUCUUUAGCAGGCGAGUUUUCACCUUCUGCAAUGGCUUGCAACAAAAUUCAACGCAACUCUUCAUCACGCACUAAGAAUUUUGAUGUGUUUGUUAGCUUUAGAGGUGAAGAUACCCGUAACGGUUUCACAAAUCAUCUUUUUGCAGCUCUUCAAAGAAAAGGAGUUGUUGCCUUCAGAGAUGACUACACAAUCCAGAAAGGGGAGUUCUUGGAGUCUGAGCUCUUGCAAGCAAUUGAAGGAUCACGUGUUUUCAUUGUCGUCUUCUCAAAGGACUAUGCAUCAUCCACAUGGUGCAUGCAAGAGCUUACAAAAAUCGUUGGCUGGGUUCAACAAACAGGGCGAAGUUUGCUCCCUAUCUUCUAUGAUGUCGAUCCUUCUGAGGUUCGAAAACAGAGUGGAGAGUUUGAAAAAGCUUUUGCUGAACACGAACAAAGGUUCAAAGAUGACAUGGAAAUGAUAAAAACAUGGAGGGCAGCUCUCAAAACAAGUUGUGAUCGUUGUGGGUGGGAUCUGAAAAAUAAGAAACAAUAUGAAGAAAUUGAAAACGUUGUUGAAAAGGUAAUCGACAUAUUGGGUCGUAAUCAAAUUUGGAGUUUUGGAGAUGAUUUAGUUGACAUGCAUUCUCGUGUUAAGCAAUUGGAAGAAGUUCUAGAUCUGAGUGCUAAUGAUACUGUUCGCCUUGUGGGACUUUGUGGGAUGGGUGGAAUAGGGAAGACGACACUUGCAACUGCAUUGUUUAAUAAAAUCUCUCCUCAAUAUAAUGCUUCUUGUUACAUUGAUGAUGUAAGCAAAACUUAUUAUAAUUUUGGAGCAACAAAUGCUCAAAAACAACUUCUUUGUCAAAUUCUAAAUCAAGGAAAUAUGGAGAUACAUAAUGUUUCCCAUGGAACUAUGUUGAUAAGGACUAGACUAUGUCACUUAAAGACGCUUGUCGUUCUUGAUAAUGUUGAUGAAGUUGAACAAUUAGAGAAAUUAGGUUUGCAUCCUGAAUAUCUAGGUGCAGGGAGUAGACUCAUCAUAAUUUCUAGAGAUUCUCGUAUCCUAAAAAAAUAUGGAGUAAGUGAAGUUUACAAUGUUCAAGUCUUGGAUGAAACUCAAGCUCUUCAAUUAUUUUCCAAAAUAGCUUUCAGAUCUAACAAUAUUAGGAAAGAAUACAAGGAGUUAACAUUUGAUGUUCUGAAGUAUGUUAGAGGUCUUCCAUUAGCAAUUAAAGUGUUGGGGACAUUUUUACAUGAUCGAGACGUUUGUGAAUGGAGAAGUGCGCUGAUUAGAAUGAAAGAAAAUCCAAAAAAAGACAUCAUGGAUGUGUUGCGAAUAAGUUUUGAUGGAUUGGAAAAUCUAGAAAAAGAAAUAUUUCUAGAUAUUGCUUGUUUCUUCAACAAGUAUGGGGUGUGGGAAGUGAAGAAACUUCUAGACUAUCGGCAAUUUUAUCCAGACAUUGGUAUGCAAGUUUUGAUCGAGAAAUCACUUAUAAGUUAUCAAGAUGAGGAGAUUGAAAUGCAUGACUUGUUGAAAGAGUUGGGUAGGAUUAUUGUUCGAGAAAAAGCACCAAAAGAACCAAGAAAGUGGAGCAGAGUGUGGAGCUACAAGGAUUUCCAAGAGGUUAUGGAAAUAAAUAAGGAAGCAGAAAAUGUUGAAGCUAUAGUUAUUGAACAGUAUCCGGAAGAGUUUCUACAAGGAAGAAUAAGAGUGGAUGCUCUCUCCAAAAUGGAUCACCUAAAGUUGCUCAUUCUUAAGAAUGUAAAUUGUUUUGGAACUCUAAAUUACAUUUCUAAUGAAUUGAGAUAUCUGUUUUGGAAUCACUUUCCUUGGAUGUUUUUGCCAUCAACUUUCCAUUUAGAUCAACUAGUAGAAUUGAUCAUGCCUCAUAGCAAUAUGAAGAAAUUAUGGGAAGGCAAAAAGUGUCUGCCUAAUUUGCGAAGGAUGGAUCUGAGCCACUCCAAAAAUCUUAUUGGGGUGCCCGACUUAAGUGAGGUUCAACGUCUUACGUUUCUUGAUCUUGAAGGAUGCAUAAAAAUUGUCGGUAUUCAUCCAUCCAUUGGUAUUCUAAGAGAACUUCAUUAUUUGAAUUUGAAAAAUUGUAAAAAUCUUGUCCUUAAUCUGAAUAUCUUAUUUGCGCUCAGUUCUCUUAGGACUUUAAUUCUCUCUGGUUGUUUAAAAUUACUUAAUAGUAAGAUGCUAAUGGACCCAAGUGACACAAAACAUUUGGAGGAAGUUGUUAAAAUUACAAAUGUCAUCCAAUUCCCAACAUCAUCUGUAUACAGACUACUAAUGUUGCCUUUCCAUAUUUUCUACCCUUCAAAACCUGAAGAUUCACUUGGUAUGGUAUUGUCUUCUUUGUCUUGUGUCCCUUGUUUGGUGCAUCUUGAUAUAAGCUUCUGCAAUCUACUUCAAGUACCAGAUGAAAUUAAGAACUUACGUUCUUUAGUAGGAUUAAAUUUGGGGGGAAACAAAUUUGUAACACUACCAAGUAGCAUCAAGCUACUUUCCAAUCUUCAACGUUUGAACUUGGAACACUGCAAGCAGCUGAAAUAUUUGCCCGAGCUUCCAACAAUGAAAGAAAAACAAAUUGGCACAUACUAUGUUGGAUUAUACAUUUUUGAUUGCCCCAAGUUGUGUGAUAUGGAGCAUUGUUAUAGCACUGUUUUUUCUUGGAUGACUCAAAAUCUCCAGGUUUGCUUGCAACCUACUAUUUCCUCAGCUCAUGUGGCUAUUGUAAUUCCUGGAAGUGAAAUCCCAAAGUGGUUCAAUAAACAAAAGGCAAGUACAUCAAUAAGUAUGGACCCAUCUGCUGUUAUAGAUGAUCCAAAUUGGAUUGGUGUUGCCAUUUGUGUUCUAUUUGUCACACACCAAGAUCCCACGAAUUUGGUUGAAAGAUAUGAUAAUAGUUCCCAUACUUUUUCUUAUGGUGUCAAUAAUGUCAACCUUUGGCCAAAAUCGUAUUCAGUAGCUCCAAUGCAUUUCAAGAAAGACCUGGUGACAGCUGGAUUCGACCACUUGUUGACGGUGUUUUACUCUCGACAAGAAUUCAUUCAUCUUCUAAGCAGCCAUCCAAAUACCAUGCAUGAUCUUCAUGGAAUUGAAUUUGAAACUUGGAUUCAAAGUCCUAAAGGUUUAUGUGUUGUGGUGAAGAAUUGCGGGUAUCGUUGGGUAUUUAAGGAGGAUCUUCAACAAUUCAACUCAAACAUGUUUUUCAGUGGAAAUUCUUCUUCUCGAAAGAGGAAACUACUAACACGUCAUUAACCAUUAGAGCCUUCAUCCUAGAAAUUCUUCUUAUGCAUUAUUCGGUCAAAGAAAUCUUAAUCCUUUUCAGGUAGAAUUUAAUACACAAAUAUUACGAAGGUCAUAAUUAUUAUUAAUGAAUAUUCUAUUUGUUUUGUUUUUAUUAAUGACAAAAUGAUGAUUCCUAUCUGA